Molecule: messenger RNA, 3004 nt
Organism: Corapipo altera (White-ruffed manakin)
Lineage: Eukaryota; Metazoa; Chordata; Aves; Passeriformes; Pipridae
Gene: CREM
Product: cAMP responsive element modulator
Exons: 8
Coding region: 73-1062 (329 amino acids)
Biological process (GO): regulation of transcription by RNA polymerase II
Cellular component (GO): ATF4-CREB1 transcription factor complex; nucleus
Molecular function (GO): protein binding; DNA-binding transcription factor activity, RNA polymerase II-specific; RNA polymerase II cis-regulatory region sequence-specific DNA binding
Source: RefSeq, a predicted model, not a curated record
UGCAGGGUUUGGUAGGAGAGAAAGGGAGCCGAAGAGAACCGAGCUUUUGUUUUAAAAUUCACACCUUCCGUUAUGACUAAGUGUGCCAAGAGAUAUCGAAAAGGAACUGUCAGACAGAUGACCAUGGAAAUGGUUGAACAGGAUGACAAUGCAGUGGAUUCUAUGACAGAGGGAAGUGCUGGUCACCUUCAGAAUCAGUCAGGCCGAAGUCAGAUUUCCUCAGGAUCUGAGGUUUCUGUAGCUGCUUCAAGUGCUGGAAGAGGAUCUCCAGCUGUAACUCUAGUGCAGUUGCCUUCUGGUCAAACUGUUCAUGUCCAGGGUGUCAUUCAAGCCACACAGCCCUCAGUCAUUCAGUCACCACACAUGCAAGCUGUUCAGGUAGCAUCGAUUGCAGAUGAAGCUGCAGUAUCAGAAGUGAUAAUUGAUUCCCAAAAACGUAGGGAAAUACUUUCAAGAAGGCCUUCAUACCGAAAAAUUUUGAAUGAACUUUCAUCAGAUGCUCCUGCAGUAGCAAAGAUUGAAGAAGAAGAGAAGUCAGAAGAUGAAGGAACUCCUUCUGGUAUUUCUGCCAUGGCCAUGCCAACCAGCCUGUAUCAUACUAACACAGGGCAAUACCUUACUAUAUCUCAAGGUGGUACAAUCCAGACAGUGACAAAUUCAGGAGCUCCUCAGCCAGGUGCUACCAUUGUGCAAUAUGCAGGACAGUCAUCUGAUGGCACACAACAGUUUUUUGUUCCUGGAAGCCAAGUCGUUGUUCAAGCUGCCACUGGAGACAUGCCAGCUUACCAGAUUCGAACUCCCACUACCACCUUACCUCAGGGAGUGGUCAUGGCAGCCUCACCAGGGACUUUGCAUAGUCCUCAGCAAAUGGCAGAAGAGGCAACACGCAAGAGAGAGCUGAGACUUUUGAAAAAUAGGGAAGCUGCCAGAGAAUGUCGCAGAAAGAAGAAAGAAUAUGUCAAAUGUCUUGAAAAUCGUGUGGCUGUGCUUGAAAACCAAAACAAGACUCUCAUUGAGGAACUCAAGGCCCUCAAAGAUCUUUAUUGUCAUAAAGCAGAAUAACUGUCUUUCAUUUGGACCUCGUUUAUUAUGAACUUUAAUCAAGGCAUGAGAGGAAGCAAUUCUACAGAUUGCCAUAUGAACUUGAGAAAGAGACACUUGAGGCCCUUGUGGAACCCAGUUUUGCUUAGUGUUGUCAGACUGAUUUGGGAGAUAUUCCAAAAUUUGGAAUUCUGUCAUAGUCUCCAUACUCUGCUGAGCUUUCUAAUGGCAUGCAAAUGGCUUUUUUGUUUGCACUUUUUACUUCUGCUUUUUGCAGGGAAGCUGCUAAAGAAUGUCGACGUCGGAAGAAAGAAUACAUAAAAUGUCUGGAGAGUCGUGUUGCAGUGCUAGAAGUUCAGAACAAGAAACUUAUACAGGAGCUUGAAACCCUAAAAGACAUUUGCUCUUCCAAAACAGAUUAGUAAAAAUAUUUAUUAUACUGUGAACUAAGAUAUGUCCAGUUGCUUUAUAAGACAAUACAUAGCCAAUGUGAAUUAUGGCUUCCUCUUUGUGUCAUUUAUAUUAUAUUCCAACUCCUAACAUUCCGGAAUGCUUUCCUGCUUUUUGUCAAUUCAUAGCUCUAAUUUCAGGUUUUUCAUGCUCCUCCCUUCCGUCUCCCAAGGAGCCAAAUGUUAAAAAAUAUAACAGAGUAAAAAAGCGCAUAAUUUCUAAGAGCUGUUUCUUUGCCAUAUAUUUACAUACUACUUUUUACAUGUUACUGAGUGUCCUGCACAUAGAAAAUAUUUUACAAUUGUUUUAGAUGAAUUAUAAAGAUGAUGCAUCCAGUAAUAUGAGAAAAUCAAACCACCCAAGGUAUCUCAGGAAAGAGUUUAUAAAAGAAUGUUAUGAUUAUAUGUAUGUAUACUAGCAUACUAGUCUACAGAUGAUUUUAUGGCAUAUUUUUAUAUUAGUUGCUUUGUGGAAAAAAAGUAUUGUAUUGCUGUCACUGAGUGCCAUGGUUAAAGAUAGUUUUUAAUAGAACCAUGUUGUUUAACCUGUGUAGUGUCUGAUUUCCUUUAAACACCUGGUUGAGCUGCUUUAAAAGCCAUGAGUAUCUGGAAGAGGACAAAGGAAAAAACCACACCUAAGCUCAUGACAUGAUGCUAAACAUAUUGUAAAUACUUGUAAGAAGCUCUCUGUUAUAUGGCUGCUAUCUAAAUUUUCUGUAGUCUGCAGAAUAUUUGAUUUAUUAGAGGUCUGUAUAUCAAAAUUUAAAUUUGCAUCCUGAAUACUUCACAUUCUUGAUUCUGUACACCUGUGGACAGUUGCCUAUAGUGAAGACUGAUGGUGCAGUUUUUUCACAGUUUCAGCAAACUACUGAGUGAUGAUAAAGGUGUCCUAAAGAAGGAAACUUUCCAAUAAACAGUAACUAUUUGCUGAUUCACUGGGUUUUGAAAUAGCCCAUAGGUGAGAGCUGAAGAUCUUUAAAAUAAACCCAUGUUUAAAGUAGAUUACAACUCUUGUAAAUACAGAAUGUGCCACUUUCCAUUGUGCUUUGAAAGAAAAUAGUGCUUAUGCAAAGUAGCUUCUGGGUAUUUCUUUAAUUCAGGAGUGAUCUAAUUGUUUGUUGGCCACUACAGUCUGCGAGGAGAGUAUUUGGGAGCUUUGCUGGAACUAAUAGCACCAUUGCCUUACUGAUGUGGUAGGAAGAAAGGCUUGGUUCCUACUUAAUUGGCUUUACUGAGGAGAGUGUGUGUGUGUGGAGGGGAGGAGGGAUGGAAUCAUACUGAAGUCAUUGAGACUUCUUAAUUUAAUUUAAACUGAAUUUGCAUUUAACCCACUUCACUCUGACCCUGUUGGGAUGGGUUGGUUCAUGUAUAUCUUUUUUUCUUGUUUCCCAAAUUACUUGAAAUACACAGGAUAACUUUCUCGAAUCUUUUGAAAGUCCUAUUAGGUACGUAAGUGAGACUGUUUGUAAGAAGAAGUCUUCUCUCUCACUUCUCGCCAGCCACAUCAGUUGAUU